Messenger RNA from Pyrenophora tritici-repentis Pt-1C-BFP, 2049 nucleotides. The record is from RefSeq and is a predicted model, not a curated record. NCBI's taxonomy places the organism in Eukaryota, Fungi, Ascomycota, Dothideomycetes, Pleosporales, Pleosporaceae.
AUGCGUGCUUUUCGCAAGUCUAGCCACCUCUCGCGCCAGCUUCUUGCUGCCAAAAGUGCCCGCUGUAACUCUACUGUUGCGCCAGCUACCAAGUCCCUUACCUCUGUACUGAUAGCAAACCGUGGAGAAAUUGCACUACGAGUCGGACGAACAGCUUCAGAAUACGGUAUCCGAACCACAACCCUCUUCACGGACCCAGACGCUAGAUCACAGCAUGCUUUGAGUUCGCCGUACGCUCUGAGCGAGAAUCCUACAUUUGCACGAAAAUGUAAAGAUGCCGGUCUGACCUUUAUUGGGCCACCAUGGCAAGCAAUUGAAUCUAUGGGCAGCAAGAGUGAGUCGAAAGACAUCAUGACCAAAGCCGGCGUCCCAUGCAUCCCGGGUUACCACGGCUCCAACCAAGACCCAGAAUACCUCAAAGAACAGGCGGCAAGUAUUGGCUACCCUGUUCUUUUGAAAGCCGUCAAAGGCGGAGGCGGCAAGGGCAUGCGCAUCGUCAAUACGGAAGCCGAGUUCUUCGACCAACUCGCAUCCGCAAAAUCAGAAGCGCGUAACUCCUUCGGCGAUGAAGUUAUGUUGGUGGAGAAAUACAUCACCACUCCCCGCCAUAUCGAGGUCCAAGUCUUCGCUGACAAGCACGGAAACUGUGUUGCAUUGGGCGAAAGAGACUGCAGUAUUCAACGCCGUCAUCAGAAGAUCUUGGAAGAGUCCCCGGCACCCCAUUUAGACGAGGCCAUCAGACAGGAUAUCUGGGAAAAGGCGAGACAAGCCGCAUUGGCCGUCGGCUAUGAAGGAGCAGGAACCGUCGAAUUCAUCUUCGACAACGACACAGGCGAAUUCUUCUUCAUGGAGAUGAACACCAGGCUGCAAGUCGAGCAUCCCGUCACUGAGAUGGUCACUGGUGAGGAUCUUGUACGGUGGCAACUCAUUGUCGCCGAGGGAGGAAAGUUGCCCUUGACCCAACAAGAGAUUGAGCAGAGGAUCAAUGAGAGAGGCCAUGCCAUCGAAGCACGCAUAUAUGCUGAGAACCCAGACAUGAACUUCAUCCCUGACUCCGGCCUCCUAUUACACCUGAAGAUACCCACACCAACACGCACUGUCCGCAUAGACUCAGGUUUCAUCGCCGGUGACGAAGUAUCCUCGCACUACGACCCUAUGAUCUCCAAACUCAUCGUCCAAGGCCCCACCCGCGAAGCCGCCAUUCUCAAGCUACGGGCCGCCCUAGAAGACUACGAAGUAGCCGGUCCUAUCACAAACAUUGAAUUCAUAAAACGCAUGUGCGUCUCCCCUGACUUCGUAGCCGGCGACGUAGAAACCGGUUACAUCCAAAAACACCACGCCGAGCUCUUCACGCCUAUACCGCCAACCCCAGAAGUCUACGCACAAGCAGCCCUGGGUCUCGCACUACAAGAAAUCUCCGCCUCCAAAGCAGACGCAUGGAGCCAAGGAGGAGGACCACCCGUUACAGCUGUAGGCUACGGCUUCAGUACUUCCUACCAAGCCCGCGACAUCCACCUUAUCGAGACACCCGCGUCAGGCAAAGGCGAAUCCACAACAACAAAAAUCUCCGUUCGCCAAACCAGCCCCGAGCACUUCGACAUCACCAUAGCCGAUACCACGUACACCAACGUCACAUCUACCUUCUCCCCUUCAUCAAACACCCUAACAUCCUUUUACCCCCACACCCGCCUCUCCACAACCCUAAUCCGCCACGAAGAUGCCCUCACACUCUUCCACCUCGGCCGCCAGUACCGCUUCAAGCUCGCCAUGCCCGCGUGGACGAAGAAGGCCCUCGGCGUCAGGGACGUCGCUAAUAGCGUGCUAGCGCCCAUGCCAUGCAAAGUGCUAAGAGUGGAAGUAGAAGAAGGGCAAGAGGUUAAGAAGGAUCAGCCGCUGGUGGUGAUUGAGAGUAUGAAGAUGGAGACCGUGAUUCGGAGUCCGAGUCACGGCGUUGUGAAAAGGAUUGUACAUGGUAAGGGGGAUUUGUGUAAGGCGGGGACGGCGCUGGUGGAGUUUGAAGAUCCUGGAGAGGAGGGAGAGGGGAAGUAG